Molecule: messenger RNA, 4379 nt
Organism: Crotalus tigris (Tiger rattlesnake)
Lineage: Eukaryota; Metazoa; Chordata; Lepidosauria; Squamata; Viperidae
Product: putative calmodulin-like protein 6
Exons: 3
Coding region: 3345-3992 (215 amino acids)
Molecular function (GO): calcium ion binding
Source: RefSeq, a predicted model, not a curated record
GAUUUUAUUGUAAAGAAGUUUGAUGGAAGACAUUUCUGAGAUUAACCACAAUGCUGGAAAACAAAUCCAAUUGCAAGCAUACAAUAGUACACAUUCCAAGAAUUAAAACCUGAUAAGAAUGCAGUAACAAGGGUAGUGCAACUACAUAUGCUUCAAAAUUGAGGUAACCUGUUUGCUGGAAAACAGUCUAAUUAUUAGCUCCACAGAAUAUUUAACCUUUUUUAGAAAUAGCCAGUAGCUAGAUGAAGGCAUAUGAAAUAGAAACAUUAUGUAAUUAGAAUUAUCAAGGAAAAAUAUAUUGAGAAAAUGUGUGACUAGAAAAAAUAUAGAAUUGGGAAAAGCAAAUAUUCUAAAAAAAGAAAAGGUAGAGUUAAGAUACGUAAUUGAUUGGUAAAAUUCAUGAGUGGUUCCUUACAAGGCCACAGGUUGGAGACCUUUUCAGUCUGGUGAAUAGAUUUAGAAGUUUUGUUCAAACUUUCACAAAAUGGCAGCUAUGAGCCAUAAUCAGUUAUAAACAACAAUCAAAAUUCUACAUCUAUCAUCUGCCCAUGGAAUGUACUACUUGUUUCCUUUGAUUGCUUUUCUGAAGCAAUUAUGGUAGGUGCAUCUUCAAAAUACUAAGUGUUUUUCUGCUAAGGAAGUUUGCAGGCCAAAUAAUGGCUUGGGUAUGACUAUAGAAGAGGGGUAUUAUUAAUGUUACAUUAUGGGGGAAGGUUGCCUUUUCUAUACUGUUAUAGAAGCAUCUUACACAUAUGCAUACAGCUGGAAAACCAAUGUAGGUCAUCAGGAGACGAAAUGACUUGGAACAAAAUGCAAGGUGCUCAUAAAUCAGAAUUAAAUUCUCCUAAUGUGGUUUGUCAAAUUUUGGCAAAUGGUGCAACUGCCACUGGUUUUUUACAUCAUGGUUUAUGAUAAUAAUUGUAAAUAAUCCCAACCAUUGUGACAUAUAAAAUUGCUUGAUUAAAGAUAGCAUAACAAUGUACCUUUUACUAGCUGAGGUAUACAGUACACUCAACAUUUUUAAUGAUGCUGAGGAUCACCACCUAGGAAAAUAAUGGUGUUGAAUUAAUAGCUUGUCUUAUGCAUAUAUAACUGAGUCUGAGAAGUUCCAGUUUUUCUCAUUUUUGUGAAAUAAAAAGAGCACUGUACUCUGGAGCUUGUGGUUGUAAGACUUGAAAUAGGCAACAAACAACAAAUGCAUCAUGCUAAACUAAUCAACUCAGACUUUUGAAUUAAGGCACCAAUGGCCAAGCUCAAAUGAUCAUACUUUGAUCAUUUUUAUGCAAAGAUGAAAGUCUCUGGAGUAAUUUAUAAUUCAGAAAUGUGGAAAUAAGGUUGAUCUGCAGCAACAUGGAUGAAUUCAAUUAAGGCAGUAAUGGCUUCAUUGUUGGAAAACCUGAAGAAUCAGGUUUAUCUAUUCCUGGAGAAAAUCUAUGUAGUUGCUAAGAGUUAACGUUGACUUGAUGGUACAUAAUCUAUCGGUGUUGAGGUAACCAAAGCAAGAAUCAAUAUUUCCCAAGUCAAAGACAUCGUGUUAUGUAAAUUGCAACAACUUCCUGCUUUCAAAUAAGAAUACUCUGCAUCCGGUAUUAAUUUGGAAGGGCAGAAGGAAACCACAAGUGUAAACCACUGAGUAUAAGUCUUUCACUUCUUGGUAAAUAUACGAUUUCACUGUUGUCUGCAAUCAAGUUUUUAAUGCAUCCAAGAUUAAGAAUUUUCACACUGGUGAAAGCAAUUAGUUAGGUUAAGCAAUGAAAUGUCAGAAGGUCUUUGAUUUAUUGCUGAAGCCAGGUGGUUACUUAAAAAGAUGGGGCAGAUAUUAGUGCUAUAACUUCUGUAUGCAACUUGAAAUCUCAGCAGUUAUACUUCCAUAUUCCAAGUUAAUAUUAACCAAAUCCACUCUACAUAGUUGAUUAUCAGAUACCAACCUGUGUAGAGACAUGAUUUGCCAUUGGGAUGAGGUAUGUAUAUUAAUAUAAAAUUAUUUUAUUUAAAAUAAAAACAGUUAUUAAAAAGAUAUAAAACAGUCUCUCCAAGAUGAGAAAUUGUUCCAUAAAAAUAAACUGGGCAGAACAUCAUAUGCCACUUGAGUACCAUAAACCAGACAGAUGGUGCUGUACUGAAACAAAAACACUUCUAUAAACCAUUUUAUGGUACUUCAACUCUGUUAUUUACAAACUCAAGUACAGUGCAGCUGCUGAAAAACAUUUAGAAAAUAAAGCUAUUAAAAACAAAUGAAAAGCCACCACAUUGGCUAAAAUUAUUUAAACUUAAAAUAUGAAUUAACUGAUAUAUCAAGAUGGAGAUUUGAUCCCAUGUUCAUGAAACAUGCAUUUGCAACAUUCAUAUUUUUCUCAGCAAUAACAUUAAUCACUUCAAGAAAAAUCAGAGACAUAGUCAGAAACAUUUGACUUAAGGCAAAGAAAAUUUACGAUUACAGUAUAGUUAAUGAAUAAUGUAAUACAAAGAGGUACAUUUUGGGCAGAUGCAAUAUUUCAUUCAUUUUUACUUUUACAUCUCUUAUAUGACAUACAUAAUGGUUGUUUGGCACGAACCGCAGAUAGAAACAUUUUUGCUCAAGGCAAAUCAUCAGCAAGCCCAAGCAUAACUUUUGCGAGCAUAAUUCACAUGCAGUGCACUGUUGACAGUGUACCAAACAGCACGGAUCACACAGUUGAAUUGUGGAUUCAUCAAAUAAUCAUUCACUGUGGAAAAGCAUCAAAGGCAUUUCUAUUGGGAGUAAAAAAGAUCCAAGAAAACCGAAUCUCCAAGCCAGCGGCUCUUUUUUUUUAAAGGUAACUGCUACUACGGACUGAAGCGAUGUUUUACGGGAGUCGUCCAUCUAUAUGUAGUCUGCAGACGGAAACAAAUACAGUAUUCUUUCCAUUUGCUCCAGAAAGAUAUUCCGUUCGUUCGCUUAUGUCGCAAGAAAAUGAGCCGAAAUCACAAAUAAGCACGCAAACUUCCACCUCUGCGUCCACCGUCUUCCACCCAACUCUCCCGUGUUCUUCCGUUGCAAGCCGACGAACUCCUGGCUUUUGCUUCCAAAGAAAAGGGCCAGAGCGGGUCUCCUGCGCCAGUCAAUGCGCGCGCCGUCCCUAGGAUGUGCCUGAUUGGCGCACGAGGCGGCCCGCGCUCAAUUCGUGCGCGAGAAGGAGCGGCGGAGGGUCUGGAUUUCCCCGCCCUACUUGUUUUCAUUGUGCCGCCUCUCGUGCUUUGUAUGCGCGACAGCUGAGCUGGGAGGGAGGAGCGCGCGGGGGGUCCCUGGCGAGUUGGAGGUUCCGGGAGCCUUGGACGCCUGAGCGGGCUUGAGUCGCCGUCGCCGCUUCUUCGGGGCAGAGCGUAUGAUGGCGACAGCGGCUGGCCCGGCAGUGGUGGUAGAGGUGAGCGUGAGCAGCACCGGGAGCAGCAGCAGCGACACUUCCAGCACGGGCGAGGAGGAGAGGAUGAGGCGCCUGUUCCAGACGUGCGAUGGGGACGGCGACGGCUUUAUCAGCAGGAAUGAUUUGCUGAUGGUGUGUCGCCAACUGAACAUGGAAGAAUCUGUGAUUGAGAUCAUGCAUCAGCUUGGUGCGGAUGAACAUGGAAAAAUUUCCUUUCAAGAUUUCACACGAUGUCGUAUGCAACUUGUAGGAGAAAUCAGGAAGGAAGAAGUGGAGCUUUCUGUGAAAUUGGAUGACUCGUGUAAAAAGAAAACUUUAAGGGAUAGAAUAGCUUCAUGGCCAACCAGCAGCAAUAACAGUUUAGGUGCCCUUUCUGGAGCUAGAGAGAGUUGGGAAUACGACUCUGGAGCUAGAGAUCUUCAAAGCCCUGAUUUGCACAGUUGUUCAACUUUACAAAAGGCAUUUGAAUAUGGUGGGAAUACUAUGAAUCAACAAGUUGCCCUUCAAAGAUUGCUUACACAGGCCACCAAUCUAAGCAAUUCAGUCGGAGGAAGUUAUCUAGAACUUGCCAACACUGUAAGUACCACUGUUUCAGAUACAAUUCUUUAAAUCUGUUAUAUUCCUCCCACUCUCAACUUAGAUAGUAUUUUGCAUCAAUUCAUAGAGGUUAUCAAGCAACUGCUUUAUAAACAUAUCAUAUGUGAUUGCAAGAAGAGUUUUCUGUAUCUAUUCCCUCCCGUCUGAUAGCUCCAAAGUAAUAACCCUAUGCUUUUAUCAGAGAGACCAUCCCCGUUUUGGUUUGUUUGGUUUUGUAAAUUUGCAUCUAAGCAUUGGUUUUGUUACACAUUAUUACUAUUACUUAAGAAAGACUCUCAAGCAUAUAAUUUUAAUUUUAUUUAAUCUUAAUUUUAUUUUUAUAACUACAUCAUUGGUGCAAUGUCGUGCUUGAAAAAAAAAUUAAACUAGUCAGCUUGCAACAGAAGUCUAUGUAAUACA